AUGGACGACGACCCUGUCAAGCCUCCUGGGUCGGCCCAGGGCGAAGAUGAGCAGGACCUGGCUGCAAUGGGCCACGUCCAGGCUCUUUCGCGCAAAUUCAGCAUCCCGAGCAUGCUGGCCCUGGCGUUUUGCGUGCUGGGAACCUAUUCGACCUUCGCCCAGGAUCUCAGCAGUGGCCUCACCAACGGCGGCGCGAUCACCAUCCUCUGGGGCCUGGUGCUGGUCACCGCGUGCAACAUCUGCGUCGCCGUCUCCCUCGGCGAACUGACCAGUAGCAUGCCCACUGCGCUCGGGCAGGCGUACUGGGUGCACCGGCUUUGGGACACGCCCAGUGGUCGCUUUCUCUCGUACAUGACCGCCUGGAUCAACACGUUUGGCUGGUGGACCCUGACGGCCUCCCAGGUCGCCUUCAUGGCGGAGUUUCUGCUCGGCAUGAAGACCUUGUUCGACCCCGACUGGGAUGGCGCUGACAAGGGGUGGCUCCAGUUUGUUGUUUAUAUUGGUGUCGUCUUUGUCCUGACAUUGACCAACGUCGUCAGCUGUCGAUCCGACAAGGUCCUCCCAUGGAUAAACAACUUCGUCGGCGUCUGGUUCACCGGCCUGUUCGUCAUCCUCUCCCUGGCCCUCCUCAUCGCCGUCGGCAUCAAACCGGGCCUAUCAUACCAACCGGCCUCCUUCGCCUUUGGCGAGUGGAUGAACCGCACCGGCUGGUCCGACGGUGUCGUCUGGUUCACUGGCCUCGUUCAAGCAGCCUACGGUCUAACAGCCUUCGACGCCGUCAUCCACAUGGUCGAGGAGAUGCCGUCCCCGCGCCGUAAUGCCCCGCGGAUAAUCUGGCUCGCCGUCCUCCUCGGCGCCAUCACUGGCUUCAUAUUCUUGCUCAUCUGCCUCUUUUGCAUCCAAGACAUCGACGGUGUCGUCAACGCAGACCUCCCCUUCAUCGAACUCAUGCUGGAAACAGUCGGCCUGAAAGCCGCCGCCGUGCUCAUUUCCUUAUUCAUCUUCAAUGGCCUCGGCCAGGGCGUCAGCAUCCUGACCACGGCCUCCAGGCUCACCUGGGGUUUCGCUCGUGACGGCGGUCUCCCUUGGAGUCCUUACUUUUCCCUCGUUGACCCGUAUUGGAAAGCACCCGUCCGGGCCCUCUGGAUGCAGGGUGUCCUCAUUGCCCUCGUAGGCAUCCUCUAUCUCUUCGCAAGCACAGUCCUCGAGGCAAUCCUCAGCGUCAGCACCAUUGCGCUUACCAUUUCCUACGGGAUCCCCAUCUCCACCUUAUUGAUUGUCGGCAGGGAUAAGCUCCCGCCAGGCCAUUUCCGCCUUGGCCGCUGGGGGGCGCCCAUUAAUUGGAUCAGUAUCAUCUACUGUAUCAUCACGACGAUCUUCUUUUUCUUCCCCGGCGAACCGAGCCCAGCGCCGGCAGAUAUGAAUUACGCCAUUGCGGUGUUUGGUGUGAUGCUUGUUGUGGCGCUGGGGUUCUGGUUCUUGCGGGGGCAUCGCACGUAUCUCCAGACGGACGAUGCGGUUGCGCAGAUGUUUAUUGCCCGGAGGUUGGAGGCGGACGGAGUGGGAGGAGGAGAGGAGGGAGAAAGGCAGAAAAUGUCCUAG
Messenger RNA from Aspergillus puulaauensis, 1602 nucleotides. RefSeq names its product putative amino acid permease family protein. The transcript has a single exon. The record is from RefSeq and is a predicted model, not a curated record. Bases 1 to 1602 code for a protein of 533 amino acids. Gene Ontology annotation, molecular function: transmembrane transporter activity. Gene Ontology annotation, cellular component: membrane. Gene Ontology annotation, biological process: transmembrane transport; amino acid transport. NCBI's taxonomy places the organism in Eukaryota, Fungi, Ascomycota, Eurotiomycetes, Eurotiales, Aspergillaceae.